Messenger RNA from Epinephelus fuscoguttatus (brown-marbled grouper), 8761 nucleotides. It is a transcript of the gene slc9a1a, whose product is annotated as solute carrier family 9 member A1a. Gene Ontology annotation, molecular function: sodium:proton antiporter activity. The coding region runs from base 855 to 3290 and encodes 811 amino acids. Gene Ontology annotation, biological process: regulation of pH; proton transmembrane transport; sodium ion transport. The record is from RefSeq and is a predicted model, not a curated record. The transcript is spliced from 13 exons. Gene Ontology annotation, cellular component: membrane. NCBI's taxonomy places the organism in Eukaryota, Metazoa, Chordata, Actinopteri, Perciformes, Serranidae.
CUCCUCCUCCCACCCACCAAACCUCCGCGAAAGGGUGUGCGUUUUGAAGGUUGUAUGAAGCUAAACACCACCGCAGACAGGAGCUGUCGCCACUUGCCUUGACAACCCUGGGACGAGCCUGUGACGCCGGGUCAGACCAAACCCCAAGUCUUCCCUCCUCAUCCUCCCUCUUGAGCAGAGCCCCCCCCCGACCAAGGUCUCGUCCUCCCGGGGAACACACGGUGGAAAUGCCGCAUACACGGACACUGAUAUCAAAAAGUUGAAAUACUUAAGUGCGCGGCAAAAUGCAAUGUGGCAGCAGUGUGGCUUCUCCUCAAGGUCAGUAUCUGAGCACCGCCGCCUCACGGACGUGUUUCUCGGGCAGUCGGAGGGAAGAAGAAGGAGAGGCGUGGAGGGGGAUGCCGCUGUGUCUCGCUUGCCUCCAGCAUCAACAAUGACAUCUUUCCCCCGACGCGGACAUUGUUAGUCACUGACACAGAAACUUGUGGAACGCCGCUGUAAAAGAAAAUACAUAGGUUAGGUUCGCUUUUUAUGACAUACUUGUUGUGAAAAGAAACUCUUCCCACUUCCCAGCACCUUGGCGUUUCCUGCUUUCCUCCAACGGCCUGUGUCGGUGCGACGGUUCACCUGGCUACACCGAAGUCAAGCUAGCUAACUGUUAACUGACACAAUGGAGUUCUGGUUCGGUUUAAGCUAACCGACCGUUGAAGUCAGUUAGGAUGUUCGACGGGGGAAGACGUUAAACUAACCUAACGUAACGAAGUUGUGCUCAACUUCCUUGAACUUGCUUGUUUUUCAAGUGGACUUUUACCAACUAAUUUCGUUCACCCCUUUUUUUUUUUUAAUUCAACAACAUGCCUUCGAGGAAAAGUUCACACAGCACGGCUGGCGCCGGUACCAAUCUCCCGGAGCGGGGGCUGCUCCUGCUGAUGGUUCUGGUGCUGCUGUGGGGGUUCAUGUUCCCUCUUGGAGCUGCCAGCCCUCCGGAGAGCUGCAACACGGAAAAAUUGAACGAACAUAAAGCAACCGAGAAAGCACAUAACUACACUAAAAAGGCGUUUCCUGUGCUGAGCCUCGACUACGAACACAUACAGACCCCCUUUGAAAUCUCAUUAUGGGUGCUGCUGGCCUCUUUAAUGAAAUUAGGGUUCCACCUGAUUCCACGUCUGUCCGGUAUCGUGCCAGAGAGCUGCCUAUUGAUUACGGUGGGUCUGCUGGUCGGGGGGCUCAUCAAACUAGCUGGAGAAAAGGUACCCCCCGUGCUGGACUCCAGAUUGUUCUUCCUCUGCCUGCUGCCACCAAUCAUCCUGGAUGCCGGCUACUUCCUGCCCAUCCGUCCCUUCAUGGAGAACCUCGGCACCAUCCUGAUGUUUGCUGUUGUGGGGACCUUGUGGAACGCCUUCUUCAUUGGUGGUCUGCUGUAUGCUGUGUGUCAGAUCCAGCCGGCCAAUCCAUCCAAUCUCCACCAGAUAGACCUGCUGCCCUGUCUGCUGUUUGGCUCUAUCAUCUCAGCUGUGGAUCCUGUCGCUGUGCUAGCUGUGUUUGAGGAGAUACACAUCAAUGAACUGUUGCACAUCCUGGUGUUUGGUGAAUCACUGCUCAAUGAUGCUGUCACUGUGGUGUUAUACCACCUGUUUGAGGAGUUUGCAGGUGCUGGCACGGUGACAGUGGUGGACUGUUUCCUGGGAGUCAUCUCCUUCCUGGUGGUUGCGUUGGGUGGUGUCCUAGUGGGAGCCAUCUAUGGGAUCCUGGCCGCCUUCACAUCACGCUUCACCUCCCACACACGUGUCAUAGAGCCACUUUUUGUCUUUGUGUACAGCUACAUGGCCUACCUGUCAGCUGAGAUGUUCCACCUCUCUGGCAUCAUGGCGUUAAUAGCAUGCGGAGCGGUGAUGCGACCCUAUGUAGAGGCCAACAUAUCCCACAAGUCCCACACCACCAUCAAGUACUUUCUGAAAAUGUGGAGCAGCGUCAGUGAGACACUGAUCUUCAUCUUUCUGGGUGUGGCCACGGUGGACGGACCUCACGCCUGGAACUGGACCUUCGUCACCGUCACUGUCAUUCUGUGUCUGGUGGCACGGGUCAUAGGUGUGGUUGGUCUGACCUUCGUGAUCAACAAGUUCCGCAUCGUCAAGCUGACCACCAAAGACCAGUUUAUUGUUGCCUACGGUGGCCUGCGAGGUGCCAUCGCUUUCUCCCUUGGCUUCCUGCUGAAGAAGGAACACUUUGCCAUGAGAGAGAUCUUCCUCACUGCCAUCAUCACUGUGAUCUUCUUCACUGUCUUUGUUCAGGGCAUGACCAUCAAACCCCUGGUGGAGCUGCUGGCAGUGAAGAAGAAACAGGAGGCCAAGCGGUCGAUUAAUGAGGAAAUCCACACCCAGUUCCUCGACCACCUACUCACUGGAAUCGAGGACAUUUGUGGACACUACGGACACCACCACUGGAAGGACAAACUGAACCGCUUCAACAAGAAGUAUGUGAAGAAGUGCCUGAUUGCAGGCGAGCGCUCCAAGGAGCCACAGCUCAUCGCCUUCUACCACAAGAUGGAGAUGAAACAGGCCAUUGAGCUUGUGGAGAGCGGAGGGGGAGUGAAGCUGCCCUCUGCUGUGCCUUCCACAGUUUCCAUGCAGAACAUCCAGCCCAAGAAGCCUCCUCCCGCCAAACCUGCAGAGAGAGUGCUGCCCCAGCUGCCUAAAGGCAGAGAGGAGGAGAUCAGGAAAAUCCUCAGGAGUAACCUUCAGAGGACACGAAUGAGGCUGCGCUCCUACAACAGACACACUCUGGUGGCUGAUCCAUAUGAGGACGGCUUGGGUGACUUCCUUAUAAAGAAGCAAAAGAUGAUCGAGCUGGAGAAGAAGAUAAAAGACAUGAAUAACUACCUGACGGUGCCUCCUGCUCCCCCUGACUCCCCCACCAUGUGCAGAGCCAGACUGGCCUCAGGCAGAGAUACUGAUUUCAAACCUGCUCAGCAGCAGAAAGGGGACAAAAACUGUCCAGACCCACAAGCCUACAGCAUAAAGCCGACGUCGGACAAUGUGCCGACCAUCCAGGUAGACCUGGCCUCUCCUCAGUCUCCAGACUCUGUCAACAUGAUGGAUGAGUUAAGACGGGCCGGCCAGCAGCAGCAGGACGAGGACCAAGGCCUGAUGAUGAAGCCUCCCUCAGGGCAGAGUGGACCUAACAAGCCAGGCGAGGGAGACGGAGGCAGAGACCAGCAGAAGCUUAUGAGGUGCCUGAGUGACCCCGGUCCCAGCGCGGACGAAGAGGAGGAUGAACCCUUUCUGCCUUGAUGUGGCAGACUGGAUACGGAGGGGUCAGGCUGCAUGCCCACCUCCACAGAGGAGAGAGGGCUGCUUCACUGCUCUGCUCUGCUCUAAGUAAUCUCUUUGGUUCAGAAACCAAACAAGCCAAAACUGCUAAUGCUGUACGAAACCAGAAACAAAAAGCGAAAGGAGACUGUCUGAAAAGAAAAAAAGAGCCAUUAGGUUGUUAUCAUUGCUCUUUAUUUUUUUAGACGGGAUCGGAACAGCAGUCGCUGCUGUCUGACAGAUGGUGGAGUUUAUGGUUGAUAGUCUAAGACAUUCAGGAAAGAACUAUGCAUUACCAAAGGUUUGGACUGUUUUAGUGUCAGAUAAUGUCAUUUUUACUUUAGUGUCAGACAGUUUUUUUUUUUAAUGACUGUGUAGCUGUUGGGUUUUUAUGUUUGUUCAUGAUUUUUUUCCAUUCUUUCUGUCUUCAAAGCUACAUUCUUUGAGACAUGCUGGGCCUCUCUAGUCCUAAAUUGCAUCAACAAAGCAAACUGCUUUAAUCCAGUUUUCUUUUUCGAACAUAGCACUUGGGUUUUAAAGUGCUUGUUUUAAUUCAGUAUCUCACUGAAACUGCUCUUUCACUCUGUCACUUGAAAUUGCUGGAUAUUCAAACAUUUAGAGAGUCGGUAGUUUAAUAUCUUUGGCCUUAUUUUAUGUCAGACCUUUUCACUCGGUGCAUUUUUAUCUUUGUCUUUUUUGAAAAAUGUAUUUUUAAUUUCAGGGGUACUAACAUCUGUUUGCAAUCAGAGUUUGUUCCAGUGUGGGUGGGAUGUAGGUUAAAAGCUGGAUGUAUUUACUCUCUUCAUAAAAGAACCACAGUUCUUUGUAGUUGUGCUUACAGACCUGCGGCCUUGUCCUGCAGCAGCAGAGGGAAUUAUAUGGACCUGAGAAAUCCCUCACUGCUGUAUAAAGAGGUUUGGACAAACAAACUUGAUUCUAAAAUAGUUAGGAUGCUGUGUAAAACGUUAAUAAAAACAGAAUGCAAUGAUUUGCAAAUUAUUUUCAACACAUGUUCAAUUCAAUAAUACGGAGCCCAUACAAUACCAUACAAAGAUAAGAUAAAUAUAAUGUUUUUUGUAAAUUAUUAGAGACCAAGCAGGAGUUGUUAACAAAAUUGUGGGUUUUUAUUUACCCCCUAAAAAAUGUUUGGAAAAAUUACAAACCAAGAAAUCAACAACUAGGCCUAUAAAAGAGGUCAACAUAACAUAACUAUGCUUAAUAUAAUAACUUAACAAGGUGUUAACUGAACAAAUUGACCAUAUACAGUGGGGUAACCAAAAUGGACGGCAACUACAAAAACUAACUAAACCCAAAUCCCCCCCAUGACAUGGCAGCACAUGGUUUGGUCCAAUGAGUUGGCGCCAGGAUUUAAGAAUCCUCAGCCACACCUUUUGCUCUACCAGGAAGGGACCUCCCCAAACAACCACGGUAACUCAUAGACAAAGGUACAGAUAAUUAAUAUCAAACAUCUUGUCUUUGUACUGUAUGCAAUUGAAUACAUGUCAGAAAGGAUUUGCACUACAUUGCAUUCUAUUUUUAUUUACAGUUUUAGGAAUCAGAUCGUACAAACGUUGAGUGUUUGGGCAAGACAGGUUUUGAUGUCAGUGAUCAUGCUUGAUUCUCCAUGUUUUAUGUCAUAUGUUAUACCUUAGUUUUUGAACACCCUUUAAAACUCACUCAAAUAGGGGUGGAGUUGUUAGACUAGAUGUCUUUCUUAAUAUUGACUUAACGAAUAAGUGCCCAUCCAACAGUCACCUUCACACUCCUCGUAUAUUAAACUUUAGGACCACAUGAGCUGAUUUCAGUAUAUCAGAUCCAAAUGCUCACUUCCUUUGACAUGCCUGUUUGCAUUCUUCAGUUUAAUGGCCUUUACAAGAAGCAUUCCUGCUCUGCGUCACUGUUCAGCGUAUUACACGACAAGUGAAAGUUUGAUUUUACAGGAAUCCAUCAGCACCUCUUAACCUUCUUGAAAUGUAAGACUGUAGGCAUGUCAUGGCAAAAAAAAAGUAAUUCUAUGCAGUAUAGAUGUGUAAGAUAUGUAAAUUAAUGAAAAUAUCCUAUAUUUAUGAAUACCCUUUAAAACUGAAGUCUUGUAAUCUUGUAAACAUGCAACACGUUGAGGCAAACCACAAAUUCAGAGCUUAGUUUAAACACGGGCAUUAAAAUAACUGGUCACAAAGGAGUUUUUGCACAUCUGACUGAAACGUUCACUGCAGGCAUGACGACACAGUCUUGUGUAUUCUUGAUACCAUAAAUCUUUCUUUACUGCAUACGGUUGUACAGUGUGUAAAAUAAAUUGCACGUCUUUUUACGGGGCCGCUCAUUUAAGUGUAACGACAUGAGUCAGUAAAAGUUGUUAAUGUGAUCAUUUGCUGGUCCAUAUCCGUUUGAACACCUUGUGUGCCACAGCCAACAACAUGUAGAUUGUAAACCCACAAGUAUUCUUUCACCAAAGUCACUUGACGACAGAUGAGUGCAGUUUCUCCAUACAGGCCAUCCAAAGCAAACACUGAAACACAGUCCUCCUCUGGGUGAGUCACUGCUCCAGUUUUCCGGCUGUGUUCUAGGUGUUAGUGGCCACUGAAUCCUUCCUGAUCCUCUUACAUCCAGAAGGCUCACAUUACAGCCCAGGGGAAGGAGCAGAAGAACCUGACAGGUUGUUCAGUUUCCUUAACUCCUCUUGUCUGUAAAUGGCUUGCUAUGGUUGCUAUAGCGAGGGUAAGAGGAUAUUUUGUCUGUGCACAAAUGCACUCAUGUAAAUCCUGGUGUGUAAAUGUGCAAAUAUGAGCGUACUUGCACUGUUGUCAAGCGUAUUUGGUCCCUUCUGCCCCUGACAAUUUCCCUGCUUCCCAAUUUCUAAAAGGAUAAUUACAGCUGAGAGUUGGGAGGGUCAAACCUUAAAGUUUCUCAUUUCCCUGUCUGGACCAAAUUGAAUUUACUGUCGGAAAUGUCAGCAUGUGUGACUGAGUGUCGCAGUGGAGGACUGCUGAAAAUGUCAACAAGGACGGGGUCAAAGAGAGAAGGGUUGUUUAAAACCCAGAAAUGACAAGCCAAACGACUUACAGCACUUUCCCCCAUCUUCAUAUCCUCCUUUUAUCGCUGCUUAAGGGACAGUGAUACUUACAUGCAGCGUUGAAUUUAUGAGGUUCUAAAAUGGUGUGUAAACUGCAGCUACAAGAAUCCCCGAGGACUGUUUCUCUCAAACUGUGAAUGGUCACUUAACGUGCUGCUGUUGGGGAAUAUUUCUAUAUCAUCUUCCCAGACGCUCUUUGAUUUGGCUUCUAUUUAAUGGCAAGUUGUUACUCAUGUAACCCUUAACUGCCCUGCGGAGGUUUCAGGAAGGUUGCAGCAAGUAAUCAAUGUCUGAACUUACUUCCACUUGUGAAUGCAUGUAACUGUGUGAAUGCAAAGCAGGGUAUUUCAGAGCGUAUAUGCAUCACUCUCUGCAUAGAUGCUUAUUUUUUUGUGUCAAAAAAGAUGGUUAAGGGUCCGGUGUGAAGGGUUUAGGGGCGUCUUAGUAGAAAUUGUACAUAAUAAUUAUAACUGUGUUUUCAUUAGUUUAUAAUCACAUGAGAAUUAGAAUUGUUUUUGUUACCUUAGAUUGAGCCGUUUAUAUCUAUGUACAGAGCGGGUCCACUUCCAGGGAGGAUAAAGCCACUCGAGGUCUCCUGCAUUUGGCACGCAGGUCAAGUUUCAGUUUUGCAACCUCACCGUGAGAUGCCACCAAAUCUACACACUGGACCUUUAACAUAACUUGAGGGGAUGUGAUCGAAUACAAGGAAACAAAAACUUUCCAUUUAAAUUAAUCCUCAAAGCAAGAGACAUCAAAUCCCUGAGAACUUCACAUUAUCCCAAAGACUUUUAAUUUCUCCAAAAGAAAAUAAACACUAUUUUCAUACUUUUACUUUUAAAACCAAAUGCAUUGGGGUUUUUUUUCAGGCAAACAUUCUCGCACCUCAAAGGGAAAUGUUUGGUGCAGUGAACCUUAAUCUGAAGCCAUACAGCCUAUAGAAGAACCUAUGUCAUUGUAUUCAUAUAUUAUAAUGUCUCAUACACAGGUCAUAUUUGCCUUUGUUUUGCUCGAAUGAAAACUUUUACAUUUAAAUCGCUCAUGUCUUCAGGUGAAUGCUCACUGUUCUCAAUGUUCACAUGUUCACACUGGAUGUUUUUCUACAGUACUGAAUUCAUCAUGGCAGGUCUCUAUGUUAAAUGUGUUGGACUGAACUACAACAACAACACUGUUGUCUCACCAGCAUUCACUUUAGCUUUAAAGUUUUACUUUGCAUCUGUUUGCGUUAUUAUGUGCUUUCAUGUGCGAUUACUGUUUCUUUUUCUGGCUUUACAGGGAUAUUGAAGUCCCUUGCUUUAUUGUCAAGUGCUUUAUCUGGAUUCAUGUGCAUUACAUCACUCCAUGUGCUUUACAGAAGUUUUUAAUCUUCACUGUGGUUUUUUUUUUUCCAUCUCUUUCUUGUUUAUCUUUAACGGCGCUCCAGAGGCAUUUGUCACUCAAACUUUAAACUGUGGCGUUCAGGCUCAAGGAGAAAGAGGCUGAAUUUACCGCUUUAAACUCUAAUCAGUACAGCUUAUAAGCUUUACGCUCAAAUUCUCCUUUUAGUUGGAUUGUUCUACUGGGAAAGUAAGGUGAAGGCAUCAAUUACAAUCAGCUCCACAAGACUCUUUACUUUAAAGUCACACUGGGGGUUUUGCAUGUUUUAGAUUUGUAUUUUAGUUGUGGUAUCCAGGCAGCCACUGGUUUCUAUCCAUUCACCAGAGCAUAACAGACUUUGUAAAUACUUUUUUAUAUUGUAGAUUCAUUUGAUAAACUAGGUUCACUUUUUUUCCCAGAUUUAUGAAACUCCCAAAUGUACAUGAAACAGUAGAUUCCAUGCUAAAGCUGUUUUAAUGGAGGUGAUGAAGGACAAUAUCCACAGUCCUCAUCCUCUGUGAAUGCAUUCCUGACCUUAACCAAAGAUAAUACGAGACUUCAGCAGUCAGAGUUUGACAAACAAGUAGAUAUCUUCUGCUCUUUUUUGUCGUAUUUUUUUGUUUGUUAAACUCAGACUGCUUAGGGCUCAUAUUAUCUUCUGUGUUAAAUUGGAAGGCAUUUUUUGUGUUUGAGUCUGGAUUUUGUCUCCUGUCACUUACAUUGAAAUUGCCUUUAGAGAGGAUCUUUUAAAGGCCAGUAUGAGCAGGAGAAACUAUUGCAGCAACCAAAAACUGGAAAAAAAUGGAACCUAUGCCUUAAAAGUGCAACAAUAAAAUGAAAGGAAAUAAAUGGUUGCCAUAAAAUUAGGAAAACACAGAUCACAAAAUCCUUGACACUAUUUCAGUAUGAUUUGAACAACUGUUAGGACUAAUUUGGAAACUACAAGAGUUGUACUACACGGGCUAAAAUAUACAAAAACACAAGUUUGUUCCUUUUUAAAGUGGAAACGGACGACUUUCCCCCCCCC